AUGUGCGAGUGCAAGGCGCUGCCGAUCCGCUUUGAUUACACGCCGAAGGGCAAGGUUGAGGCCCUGGGUGGCGACCUGGAGGGCUAUGUCGUUGCGGGCACCAAGCCUGCCGCCAUCAUCAUGCUGUAUGACAUAUUUGGUUACACAGAGUACCCGCAGAUCAAGCAGGUUUGCGACCACCUGUCUGCAGCCACCGGCUUCACAGUUGCCAUACCCGACGUCUUCAGGGGCAAGCCUUGGUCGAUGGCCAAGAGCCCGGCAAAGCCGGAGGACAACCUUAUCGGCUGGAUCCAGAGCGUGGGCAGCUACGCGAAGGUUUCCUCAGACCUGAAGCUGACCGUGGACUUCCUCAGGGCACGCGGCGCCGAGCGCUUUGGCAUCGCUGGCACCUGCUGGGGGGCGUCCAUCGCCCUGACCGCCUGCUCUCAGCCGGACGGCGUCUUUGAGGCCUGCGCAGGCCUGCACCCCAGCCUCUUUGGGAAGGACAAGGAGUUUGCAGAGGCGCUGCUUCGGCCCGUGGCGCUGGUGUCCGCCAGAGGUGACCCGCUGGAGACAGUGCAGGAGGUGGUGAACGGCAAGCCUGACCUGGCGCCCAAGUGCAUCUGGAAGCGCAUGGACGAUGUUGAGCACGGCUUCUGCGCCGCCAGGGGUGACUACAAGAACGAGGUCGUGACUCAGAGGGUGGCCGAGGCCGUGCAGCUGCUCGCCGGCUUCUUCACCAGCAACGUGGCGUGA
Monoraphidium neglectum is the source of this 735-nucleotide messenger RNA. RefSeq lists its product as hypothetical. Bases 1 to 735 code for a protein of 244 amino acids. The record is from RefSeq and is a predicted model, not a curated record. NCBI's taxonomy places the organism in Eukaryota, Viridiplantae, Chlorophyta, Chlorophyceae, Sphaeropleales, Selenastraceae. The transcript has 7 exons. Gene Ontology annotation, molecular function: hydrolase activity.